AUGAGCUAUUGCAAUUUCCUGUGGAUGGCGCUGUUUUGGCCUUGAUUUUCCCACUGGAAAAAUUUUUUGGUUCGACCAGUACCAUAAGGUUUGGUCAAACCAAAAAAUUUUUCCAGUGGGAAAAUCAAGGCCAAAAUAGCGCCAUCCAUGGGAAAAUCCCAUAUAUCAGAAGCUUCCAAUCCCUGCAUUUUCCAUGAAGAUUCAACGACAGGAGCCCAUUUACCCUUUUACCUCUCACAGAUGUCUUGACAAAUGAAUUACAAGUUUACAAGCAAGGCUUUAUUACAGCAUUUCGCGAAACCUUAUGUGCACUUGAAGAAAAUGAUACAGAUUUCUUGAAAAGCGUAAUGGAGCCACGGCUUUAUCCAGAAGUUCACGCUGGGCUUGACACAUUGAAGAGGAGAGGCCAUAGCAUAAAAAGGACAAAUACAGACCAAUUCAUAUAUGCUUAUUACUAUAAUGACAGAAUAUAUCAAGGGGUGAAUAUUGAUAGGUCUCUAAAUAAAGGGAAAGAGAUGGAAAAAGCUCAGAUGAUGAAUGUCGAUCUUAGAAUCGGGAAAUCAAAAGAGCCAAGAAUGUAUAUGGAAAAUAUGAAAAUUUUUACAGGGAAAGACGGGCUGCUGACGAAUAACUUGAUUUUCAAGGUAGAUGUGGUUUACAAUACUGCAGUUAAGCUGAUUGUGCUGGAUGAAAACGGAGAAAAACUCAUUGGGGAUCAGAAUAAAUCGCCGGAGACACACAAGUUUAGAUUUGAAACGAUGACUGAAAUGCCGAGUGGGGUAAUGACACAAGCUUUGACGAAUUUCCAGAUCAUGCUUUAUUAUUUGAAUUGUAUGGGAACGAAUCCUAUCAAAGUCAACGAAUGGAUUAUCACUGAUAUUGACGAUCAUUUGAAAGGAAAUCCGUUUAUUGAAGAUUCUGGUAAUUAA
Blepharisma stoltei is the source of this 929-nucleotide messenger RNA. The record is from the annotation of a GenBank genome assembly. Lineage: Eukaryota; Ciliophora; Heterotrichea; Heterotrichida; Blepharismidae.